CCUCGUGCGCGCGCGGAAUCCCAGCCCUGCGUGACGGAGAGGAGAGGGCGCGUCCACGCGUGUGCGCGCUCCGGGCGGGCUGCGGCUUGCAGAGAAGCGCAGAGAGAGCGAGAGAGAGAGCACGCCCGGCUGGGAGCGGAGAGAGAGCCCUGUGUACCGGGAGCUGUGAGAGACCCACCGAGACACCCCCCCCUCCUCCUCCCCCUCCCCACACAGCCAGCAUGUCGGCAGCGCAGGUUUCCUCGUCACGCCGCCAGUCCUGCUACCUGUGUGACCUGCCGCGCAUGCCGUGGGCCAUGAUCUGGGACUUCACCGAGCCCGUGUGCCGGGGCUGCGUCAACUACGAGGGCGCCGACCGCAUCGAGUUCGUCAUCGACACGGCCCGCCAGCUCAAACGCAGCCACGGCUUCCAAGAUGGGCGCUCCCCGGGGCCCCAGGGGCCAGGAGCCGGCGGGGCCGCCAAGCAGCACCCGGCCGUGCAGGCAGCCCUGACCGCCAAGGACACAGCCCAGCUCAACCACCUGGACGGGGCCAGCAAGGCUGCCGCCGCCUCGGGGCUGGAGAGAUACGGGCUGUCCAGCGAGAGGGGGCGAUUCGAGUACACCCUGACUGCUGCCAGGCUCCCCAAUGGCCUCAAUGGCUUCCCCAAACCGGGGGAGGAUGGACCCCCCGAGCUCAACCGACAGAGCCCCAACUCGAGAGGGCGGGCUGGCCACGGAUUGAUCCCCCAGCUGGGGCCCAGUCAGCUGAGUGUCCCCCCAAACCUGCUCCCUCAGACUCUGUUAAACGGACCCCCAACAGCAUCUUCUUCGGGGGCCCCGCACGUCCUGGGAAGAGGUCCCGCUGGCUCCAGUGGCCUGAGCGGCCCGCCGCCACCCACGGCCUCGUCGUCUGGCGAUCCCAAGCGUCCGGGGUCUGUGUCCAGCACCGACCAAGAAAGGGAGCUGAAGGAGAAGCAGAGGAACAGCGAGGCUCUCUCCGAGCUGACAGAGAGUCUCCGUAACAGAACAGAAGAGUGGGCUGGGAAACCCAAGGCUGUGCGAGACGCUUUGCUCACGCUGUCUAGUUGCACCCCGUUUGACGUCCGCUUCAAGAAAGACCACACUUUGUUGGGGAGAGUAUUUGCGUUUGACGCUGCAUCAAAGCCCGGCUUGCUGGAUUAUGAGCUCAAACUCUUUGUGGAGUAUCCCAGUGGCUCGCUUAACGUGUUCAGCUCUGCUUCUGGCGUAGCUAAGCAGAUGUAUCAAGACUGCAUGAAAGACUUUGGCCGUGGCCUUUCUUCUGGCUUUAAAUAUUUGGAGUAUGAGAAAAAGCAUGGCUCUGGAGACUGGCGCUUGUUGGGAGACUUGCUUCCAGAGUCGGUGCGUUUCUUUAAAGAGAUGGUAGGAGCGGACAUGCUACCACAACCCUACCUUGACCCUGGCUGUCCCAUGUUGCCCAGUGCUCUGGUCAAUCUACCACGUGCCCUGGCUGCUGCAGCUGCUGCCGCCUCUUCAGCUGGGGGAAGCAGUCAGGCCAGAGGGGGUGCACGGAAACGCAAGGCUUCUCCAGAACCAGAUUCAGCUGAAGGACAAAUGUGGAUAACUGGUCAGCCAGAUGGUAUAAAACAACUAAGUUUAGCAGCUGCUGGGGGAACACCAUCCUCCUCGUCUUCAGCUUCAGGCUACGGUGGCCCUGCUCCGCCACCCCCACCUCCACCUCUUGGCCCUGGGCACCCACAACGAACCACUCCACCUGAGAGUGCUCCUAAUGGCCCAUCACCUAUGGCAGCCUUGCAGUCUGUGACAGACACUUUGGGAACAGCUCACUCCCCUAAGGAUGGACAGUCGGGUGGGGGACCUGCAGUGCACUCCACCACUUCAUCUGCCCGCAGGAACAGCAGUAGCCCGGUAUCUCCUGCCUCUGUCACUGGACAGAGGCGCCUGAACUCUCGAAAUGGUGCUGGGUCUACAGAGUUAAGUCUGCAAGUGGCACCUACUGGGGGAGCUUCUCACCCGGGAAUGGACCAAGUGCACCCCCAGAACAUUCCUGACUCACCCAUGGCCAACAGUGGCCCCCUCUGCUGCACAAUUUGCCAUGAGCGUCUGGAGGAUACACAUUUUGUCCAGUGCCCAUCUGUUCCCAGCCACAAGUUCUGCUUCCCCUGCUCCCGUGAAAGUAUCAAAGCUCAGGGGGCAACAGGUGAGGUCUACUGCCCCAGUGGUGAGAAGUGCCCACUGGUUGGCUCCAAUGUGCCCUGGGCAUUUAUGCAGGGGGAAAUUGCCACCAUCCUGGCAGGGGAUGUAAAGGUGAAAAAGGAAAGAGACCCUUAAAAUGGGCGCCAAGUGGGCAUAGACACAUUAUCUUGCAAAGGAUUCCUUGUCUCAUUAAUGUAUCUGUACAGUUCCUCAUUUAUAACCUACAGCCCAAGGACAAGCUCUGAGGAUGGGGCCCAAUGUAAAGGGGACACAUGGCUUUGAGAUUGAGAAUGUAAUUGGGCACCUCCACAACAACCCAAAUCUGUUUUGUUCCAGUACUUGAGGAAUCCCUUACUGUUUUACAAAUAUUAAAAUGUGGUCCCAGUGCUCCUCAACAUGUGGUGGAGAAGUCUGUGGGGGGGGGGUGAUUGGAUUUGCAUAACCAUGAAACAUAACACUUUGUAAUGUUUGCCCUUCAAGGAAUAACUUGCUGGAAUUUGUAAUUAACACGAAAUCAAAACCUGCCUGUGGGACAGAACCAGGAGGCCCUAAAAAUGUGUAUAAACCCCCAAGGGACAAGGCAGGACAAGGGGUGCAAGCAGUUCCUGUCGAUGUAUAAAUUGACUCUUGGGUGGACGGUCACACGAACUUUAGUCUUAUGCACAGACCAUUUUUGUUGUGUUUCAGUACAUUGAAGCACUGGUAAUGUAAACUUCAUUUGAAAAGUGAAACAGGUGACAUAUUUGGGUAAUGCGGGAUAUUAUCUGUUGUUUCUAUUUUUCAUUUAUUUUAUUUUUUUUAACCGCUUUUGUGGCAGUGUGACCACUGGGUAAAGGUUUAUAGCACUUAGCGAUGCUGCUGGUGUGUAAUUUUUUUUGUAAAUGUACGCACUUCUCUCCAGGCCCCGGGGCAGACCGUAAAGAAAUACAGUUUAGUAUGUAGAAUAAAGGGAGGGGGUGGGAUUUUUUUUUUUUUUUAUAUAUAUUUUUUUUCCCUUUAGCUGGUGUCUUUGUACCACGUCACACUAUUUUCCCCUUUUCAGCUUUGCCCUGAUGCGGGUGGGUGUUUAUAAUCUAGUGUAAUUAACAUAUUGCAGGUUGCUGCAGGUCUAAUUGGUUUAACCUGUUGAAUGCUGGCAGUAAUUGAUCUGUCCCUUGGCCAGUAAGGGGUUCCACAUUUAAUUUUAUUUUUCCUUUUUUUUUUUGCACGGGCGCUUUGAGCAGUAGAGCAAGUUGCUGUCUGUACAUUUCGGGUGGGAUAAACUUUUCUUUGUCCAGAAUACAUUUCUGUAGUAUAACAGACCACUGUUAUGUGCCUUGGAGCUGAUUACAUUGUAAUAAAUCUGAUUCAUAUUACUGCUCUGUGAAUAGUUCCUGGUUUUUAUCAGAUUACAGUGUGUUGUCAUUACUAAGAUGGGUGUGUGCUGCCUUUUUAGAUUUGUUCUCUUCUGAUUUCCUGACUGAGCAUUUCACUCCUUACCCUCUCUCACUGCCUCUGUGUAUUUUAAUCUUACCCUAUCUCUGUCCUUGCUUUUUGCUGCCUUGACUUUUAUCUGUCCCUGCUUUUUUUUUUUCCUCCAUUGAACCUUUGUGAAGUUUGCUCUACUGCCUCUUGUGUUUUGCACACCGAUUCUUCUCACUGCUCAUUCCUUGCUUGUUUGCUUACUCUUUCUAAUACAGCUUGCUCUACAUUCUAUUCAUCUUUUCUCACAGCAUCACAAUCUGCUCACUCACUCCCCCUUGCCAUUCUGUUUGUUAACCUGUCUUUUUAAGCUCUCCACUCUAUCACCCACCUGUAUUUUUUUUUUUUUCGUCACCCAUUUCUUCAUAUCUCUGCACACACCUAGGUUGGUUCGCUAGUCUCUUGUAUCUUGUUGAGCACCCUUUGGUCAACACUCACCCAUAAUAACUAGCCUAAAUCAUGGAAAUCUCUUUUCACCUGUAUCUUAUGGCUCUUUAGUCUGCUUGCUAAGCUGUUGCUGCUUAAAUGGUGAUUAACCCAUCUGCUCUUACAUUUCUCUUGUCCUUUCUUUGCUAUCUCUGUUUUGCUGCUCUCUGCUGCCUCUCCUACCUCUGCUUUAACUUCCUUUUUGUAUCGCACCUCUCUAUCUCCACUCUGACUUCACUCUUUGCUCAAUCUCUGCCAUCCUCCAUUUUGCACAUGUUUUGUCUCUUUAAUGACUGAAGCUUUGGGUGUAUUAUAAUAAUUUUUUUUUUCUAUAAAAUAAAAUUUAUGAUAUAGUGUAAA
Molecule: messenger RNA, 4424 nt
Organism: Pelobates cultripes (western spadefoot toad)
Lineage: Eukaryota; Metazoa; Chordata; Amphibia; Anura; Pelobatidae
Source: the annotation of a GenBank genome assembly